AUGCACUACUUCCGGCCUGCCAGGCUCGAUCCGUUACAUGUGAACACCGUUUCAAUCAGCACCUUCGUUCGCUACCAGAGUGCGGUUGAGAAGUUCGAGACCUUUUUGCUUCUUUUCGACGCGGCUCCUUCUUCAGCUGCUGAACUAGACGAGUGGCUCGUGCUGUAUCGCCGCGAGGCGGCGCUGUCGCGAUCCAAGCUCGAGAUCACUCUGGCCGGAAUCCAGUUUUUCGCUCCUUGCCUUAGAGGAAACCUGCCCCUCACGAAGAAGGUGAUCAAGGGAUUGGCCAUCGAGUUUCCCUCUAGGCAUGCAUUUCCUAUGCUGUCGCGGUCUGCUAAGUUUAUUGCUUGCAAGAUGGCAGAUGAGGGGGAGUACCGUCUGGCAGUGUGUAUGCUAUUGCAACAGGCCGCAGGUCUUAGGCCUUCAGAGAUGCUGGGGCUUCGGGAACAUGAUUUGCUCCGUCCCAACGAAUUGGUGCAGCGCUACGUCCUGCGGUUGGGCACCAACGUGGGCACCAAGGUGGGCCGCGAGCAGACCGCAUUCUUCGAUCCAGAUCAGGACCGAGUACUUGCAAUGUUUUUCAGACUGCUGCGUGCCACUCCCGAGCAAGGCUUUUUGGCAAACUGCGGUUACGAUCAUUACCGGAGAGUGUUGUCGCGACUCAGCGCUUUGCUGGGAGUGCAUUACUCUCCUCACUCGUGCAGGGCCGGCUUCGCGACUGAAGCCAUCAUUAAGGGCGAGUUGCCGACUGUGGUGCAGAGGCGAGGCCGUUGGUACAGUGAGGCAAGCUUUCUUGUGUACAUCGAUGUGGCAACCGCAUUGCAAGUGGAAGCAGAGUUUCGGAGUCGCUCUCUGGACUCUGAGAUUUCAGAGGCGGUGCGCAGUUUGCUUUUGCACUUCCCUAAGGGAUGUUUCGCAGGUGACACGCAUGGGCCUGCCGGUGGUCGUGCCGAUAGAAGACGCAUCGGCAGCGAGGACUCGCCUUCAGCUACAGCGAGUCAGGCUCAGCCAGGCUCGGCCAAGCGGCGCUCUCGGGUCAUGACGCCUCCGCCUCAGCCUCGAGUGGUCCGCCCAAGCGCUCCGCGACGGCGGCUGGACGGGACGGCCGUACUGUCUCCCUCGCUCCGCGCCCACUUAGAAAGCCGAGCUGGUUCUGCUGCUGGGGGUGCCGGAAGCGCGCGGCCUGAGCCACUCCGGCGAGGGCCUCAGCGCCGCAAGCAGCCCGGGGGGCUGAGCUACUUGUGGAAGUUCCAGUGGUUACUGCAGAGACAGAGGCCCUGGCCUGGCGUGGUCUCUUUCGCCUCCAACGGCCUCGUCGUUUUUGAGUUCCGCAUGCUCCGCAUGGACUUCACUCCGCGUUGGGCCAAUCCAGUGUGGCAGGUGGCUGGUUGGGACGCGGCGGAUGAGUAUGACCAGAUUCUCGUCAUUGCCCGCGAGUUCGCAGCUUCAGUGCCAGCUGUCAACAGUACUUGGGACCAUGUGCUGCCCCUCCCUCCCGCCGCUGCACGUUGGCACGCUUUCGUGGGCUUGUUUCGCCGCGUCGGCGCUGUGCGGCUCUGGCCACUUUGCUCGGGCUGCUGCCUCUUCGUUUCCAUGUGGGAGUAUGGGACCAUGCAUCCGCUGGCAUUUGGAGGCGGCCUGCUCCUG
Messenger RNA from Symbiodinium sp. CCMP2456, 1647 nucleotides. The record is from the annotation of a GenBank genome assembly. NCBI's taxonomy places the organism in Eukaryota, Dinophyceae, Suessiales, Symbiodiniaceae.